CCGAGUGCGAACCACUUCCUACUUCCGCAAACACAGCUCCGCGGUAGCUCCCCGUUUAUCGGGCUGAUCAAUGCGGUGGUUGACGUCUCGUCUCCCGGCUUCGUCUAACAGUUCCAACCGCCUCCGACGUGUAUGAGCGGCUGAUCGACCGUCAUGACGGCCAACAGCCGCUGCGCCGCCGCCGAGCCUCCGGGCCUGGAGACCCAGCGGAGGGAGAUCGAGUCUCUGCUGCGGGAGUGUGAGCUCCGCGCUGGGGACGGUUGGUACGUGAUGGAGCGUCGCUGGUAUGAACAGUGGAAGGAGUUCGUGGAGACCGGAGACCAGAACUCCUCUUCCUUCCCUGGUCAGAUCGACAACACUGAGCUGUUUGAGGACCUGGACUCGUUCCACCUGAAGGAGCGCCUGGUGGAGAACGAGGACUUCGUGCUGGUCCCGGCGGAGGCCUGGCGCCGGCUGCUGGACUGGUACGGGGCGGUGGACGGGCAGCCGGCGCUGGAGCGCAAGGUGGUGGACCUUCCCAGCACUCUGAAGGUGGAGGUCUACCCUGUCGAGAUCUUCCUCUGUCUCCAUAGCAACAUGGAGAACGUCAUCACGGCCCUGUUCAGCCGCACCGACAGCAUACACUCGAUCCAGAGGGCGAUGUGCGAUGCCUUCAUGGUGCCUCCGGGAUCAGAGUGCCGCCUCUGGAUGAAGAGUUCAGACAGCAGCUGUGAGCGUCUCAGAAACGUGCACGUGAGCGUGCUGGAGGCCUGUUUGAACUCAGCGAUGACGGUGAUCAUGGAGACGAGGAAUGCUGACGGCACCUGGCCGAGCUCCAGACCUCAGAUCAUGAGGAACUCUGUGGAGGAGCAGGACUCGUAUCGAGGACAGCCGGGAGUCUGUGGCCUCACCAACCUGGGGAACACCUGCUUCAUGAACUCUGCUCUGCAGUGCCUCAGCAACACGCCCCCCCUGACGGAGUACUUCCUUCAGAGCUCCUACCUGGAGGAGCUGAACUUCAACAACCCUCUGGGCAUGAAGGGCGAGAUCGCCGAGGCGUACGCCGACGUCACCAAGCAGAUGUGGUCGGGGAGGCACUACUCGGUGGUGCCUCGCGUCUUCAAGACCAAGGUGGGCCACUUUGCCUCCCAGUUCCUGGGCUACCAGCAGCACGACAGCCAGGAGCUGCUCUCCUUCCUGCUGGACGGUCUGCAUGAAGACCUGAACCGGGUCAAGAACAAAGAGUACAUCGAACUGAGGGACGCCGAGGGACGCCCGGACCAGGAAGUGGCCGAGGAGGCGUGGCGGAACCACCGGCGGCGGAACGACUCGGCCAUCGUGGACACGUUCCACGGCCUCUUCAAGUCCACGCUCGUCUGCCCCGAGUGCCACAAGGUCUCCGUGACCUUCGACCCCUUCUGCUACCUGAGCGUCCCUCUUCCUGUCAGCAAGGAGCGUGUCAUGGAGGUCUUCUUUGUGUCUCUGGACCCCUACGCAAAACCUGCACAGCACCGUGUGGUGGUCCCUAAAACAGGAACAGUCUUUGACCUUUGCUCCGCUCUGUCAGAGAUGACCAACGUUCCUCCCACACAGAUGGUGGUAGCUGACGUCUUCAACCACCGCUUCUAUAAGAUCUACACCUGUGAUGAAGGUCUGAGCUGCAUUCUGGACCGGGACGACAUCUUUGUGUACGAGCUGAGCGGGCUGGAGGAGGAGGAGGAGGAGGAGGAGGAGAAGGAGGAGGUGCUGCUGGCGCUCUACCUCAGGGAGCGCUCCCACUACAGGGACUACGGCUCCGGCAGCACCUCCUAUGGGACCUCCUUGUUCGGACACCCUCUGCUCCUCAGGGUUCCUCAGAGGAGCUGCAGCAGGGAGGAGCUCUACCAGAUGUUCCUGCUGAGGCUGGCGCGCUAUGUGCGACCUCCCAAUCCCUCUGAGGAGUUGGAGGAGGAGGAAGACGAGGACGAAGAGGAGGAGGAGCUGUAUAAGACCAACGGCGUCAGUGACGAGGAGCAGGAGGACGGGGAGAAGGCCGGCCCGUCUCGAGCGCGGCCCUGCGGCGAUGCGUCGGCCAGCUGCCAAUCGGACGAGGCCCCUACCGCAGAGCCCCGCCCCGACGCCAACCACACGCAGCCCUCAUUGGACGACGGCGACACGGAGCCCGAGAACCAGCUGGAGCCGGUCUGCGGCGCCGGAGAGGAGAAAGACAAGCAGGAGGAGGCGUGUUCUCCGAGCCAGCCGGCCAAUGAGCACCCAGCAAAGAGGAAGGCGUGUCGCAAGAGGAGGAGGAGUCUGUUCACCAUCCAGGCGGUGAACUCCAACGGGACGACGGAGAGAGAGGGGGGGGGAGGGGGGGAGCGCCCUCAGCCCUACGUGGCCAUCGACUGGGACCCGGAGAUGAAGAAGAGGUUCUACAAUGAGAACGAGGCCGAGAAGUACAUGAAACAUGGCAGCAUGGAGGUCCCUCAGCAGCAGACCACGGUGCAGCUGCAGGAGUGCAUUGAGCUGUUCACCACUGUGGAGACACUGGAGGAGGAGAACCCAUGGUACUGUCCUGUGUGUAAGAAGCACCAGCUGGCCACUAAGAAGCUGGACCUCUGGUCUCUGCCGGAGGUUCUCAUCAUCCACCUCAAGAGGUUCUCCUACACCAAGUUCACCAGGGAGAAGCUGGACAGCAUCGUGAAGUUCCCCCUCAGAGACCUGGACUUCUCCGGCUGCCUCCUGAGGAAGAGUCCGCCCAAUGGGGAGCCUCCGAGCCGCUAUGACCUCAUCGCUGUGUCCAAUCACUACGGAGGGCUCAGAGACGGCCACUACACCAGCCAUGCCAGGAACAAGGACAACGCUCAGUGGUACUACUUUGACGACAGCAAGGUGACGUACGCCAGAGAGGACCAGAUCGUGACCAACGCUGCGUACGUCUUGUUCUACCACCGCCAAGACCAGGUGAGACGGCCCACCCAGCCGCCGCCCCCCAGCGAUGACAUCACCUCCAGCAAGGACGACCACGCCGAGCCGGGCGCCUCCUCCUACGUUACCAUGGAAACGGACUAAUCAAUUGAUUUCCUUUCAAUCUUCUUUUCUCUCCUUCAUGAGGACAACGGGACUUUUUUAUCAUUAUUUCCAGCAACACUUGAACUUUCUCUGAUUACUCACCACAAUCAAUAAGUCAUUUUAACUUCUCCAUGAUGCAUUGGUCAGUUCAAUUGGUCUUGAAAUGCUUAAAAUCAAACUUAAUAAAAAAGGUCAUAUUUAUUUAUCAAAUGUAAUAAAAGAUCAUUUUAAACUGUACUUUAAUAGUUCAUGUUUAUACUUAUUCAGUUGGAAAAACCAGGUUCCAUAUUUGAUAUUAAAAGGACAGUUAUAUAUUUAUAAAUGACAACAGGCUUAUUAUAUAAUAAACUAGUUCUGGUGAAUAGUCGACUUGUACUAAAUUGUCUUGAUAAAAAUAAAUAACUUUUUCAUGUUUAUAAAUAAAGGCAGUGACAAGGAUUAUGGGUAAUCAGAGUGUGUUUAUAACUUAAUAUUGAACAAACUGAUUGAUUUUUGUACAGUAUAUUUUGGUUUUCUUCUGGUAUUUAUUUUGUUAAUGGGAUCAUUUCAGUCAAUGUUUUUUUCUUGAUUGUUUUGGGGUUAUUUUUCAUAUCUGCAGGUAAAGAUUUGGGCUUGAAAUCAUUUGACGGACACAAAGUUGACUCUUCUGGCUCUCACCGGUUUUAAAACCAGCUCUGUGUACAGUAUUUUUGUAUUAUUAUUAUUAUUAUUAUUACCUUCCUGGGUGGAGCACGAGGGAAACAGGGCUGAUUUCUUUCUUUGGUCUUCCUGUCAAAUAUCAGAUGAAAAUAUUUUAUUGUACUUUCAAUCUUUUGAUAAGAAUAAAAGGACGAUGAUGAUUAUUAUGA
Messenger RNA from Cyclopterus lumpus (lumpfish), 3878 nucleotides. It is a transcript of the gene usp11, whose product is annotated as ubiquitin specific peptidase 11. NCBI's taxonomy places the organism in Eukaryota, Metazoa, Chordata, Actinopteri, Perciformes, Cyclopteridae. Gene Ontology annotation, molecular function: cysteine-type deubiquitinase activity. The transcript is spliced from 22 exons. Gene Ontology annotation, biological process: protein deubiquitination. The record is from RefSeq and is a predicted model, not a curated record. Bases 154 to 3030 code for a protein of 958 amino acids.